Molecule: messenger RNA, 333 nt
Organism: Cynara cardunculus var. scolymus (artichoke)
Lineage: Eukaryota; Viridiplantae; Streptophyta; Magnoliopsida; Asterales; Asteraceae
Product: glycine-rich RNA-binding protein blt801-like
Exons: 2
Coding region: 1-333 (110 amino acids)
Source: RefSeq, a predicted model, not a curated record
AUGGUGGAGGCAGUGGAGGUGGUUGUGCUUGACGGUUCUAGUGUUGGUGGCAAUGGAUGGUGGGAGAUGGUAGUUGUAGAGAAUGUGAAGAUGGUGGAUAGUAGUGGUGGUGGUUGUCGACAAUGGUGGGGAGGUAGUUAUGACCGAUAUGGUGGAGGUAGUGGUGGUGGUUAUGGUGGAGAUGGAGGUGGUGAGGGCCGAUGGUGGUCAGUGGUCGACGAUUAUUGUGGAAGUGGUGGAGGAGGUUGUUGUAGUAGAAGAGGGUGUGGAGGUGGCCGAGGGUGGCACUACCUGGUGCGGCAACCGCAACUUCCAAUGGAUGGCCGAAAGUAG